AAUCGGAGCAGAAUGUUUCAGUUGCAAAAGUGUGCUCGUGCCAAUUAGACGCGGACACGUGUGCGCGCGUACACCUUGGGUCCAGCAUCGUAACGAUUGCAUUUGGUCGCAGCUCUACCAACACACACACACACACAACUACAUUCACCCUAACACAGCGGUGCGAUCGAUUUGUUGAGUCGUUCAGGUGAAUAUUCUGCACCCUUCGCGGUACGAUGCGUAACAACACACCAGCCGACCGACGGGGUGACCCAGAGGUGGCCAUUGCCUAGCUUCCAGGUCGCUCGGCUCGGUGGUCCAGUGACGCGUAUCUUGCUCCCGUUCUCGCAGGAUAGCUUUCGCUCUCCCUGUCUUUCUCUCUCUCUCUGUCGCGCGCGCACGCAACAACCCAACUCUGCAGACUGCAGAUAAACCAGCAGACGGUUGGACGCCUUUCGUGCAGAGGGUUUUGCGAAAGGCACCCCACACUAAAAACGGAAAAAAGAAUACCAGUUAAAGAAGUGCAGCAAGAAGCAGUAGCAACAAGAAACGGUGAACAAAAACCACCCUUCCACCGCAGCAUAAGUUGAUCCGGUAACCUCGCCUGCCCGAAGGAAAGCUCCCUCCAGCGCGUACCACUGCGGUGUUUCCUAUUUAUUAUUUUUUUUUCCUUCUGUGAAAAUUUUGGAAGCUUGUCUCCAGUGAGUUUUACCGCAGUGUGCCAGCAUGGUGGCAAAGUGAAAGUAGCGGCGUGCGUGUGUCUGUUCGUCUCUGCGAUGUUUCUGUGCGACGCGAGGCUUAUAUGCCGACGGCUGCGAUUGAUGAUGCGGUAGUGACCAGUUUGCUUGGUGACCCUUAUUGUGUGACCCCUUUCGUGGCACGGUUCGUGAGGGUGAACGGGGUUGUCACAACAAUGGUUUGGGAUGUGUAACCGUUCAUACGCUGUUUUCCCUCUUUUUGGCAACUUGAUGCUACCCCUACCAUUCGUCGCCAAUAAACGUGUGUGUGCUUCUGUUUGUGCGUAUAGGUAAAAGUGUUCAACCGUUGUUCGAUUGUCGGAAAAAGGAUUUCAUCCUUACAAUUGAUUCGCAGUGGAUCAGGUGAUUUUAGGUGUGUUUGAUUGAUUAGUGGUGUGGUGUGUGUGCCGGGUGCAAUGUGAUGAGUGGAUCCAAUUAAACCGUGUGGUGCGACCGUUCAGUGCAGUUUGUGCAAUGUUUAUCCCGUCCGUAACGAGCAGCUUUACAUAGGAAUAAUACAGUGCAGUUUCAAGCAACGUACAUGCUGGUUCGACAUUGAAGACAUUGCCUCGACCGGAACCGCCACCAAAUCAAUCCAUCUCCUUUAUCCUCCCCCCCUGCUCGGGUGCUGCCAAAAGGGAAGAAGAGGAAACAUCCGUGCUAGCUCUAUCCUGGAUGCAUGUCGGCCGGAACGCUAUCGAUCGGCGGUGUGCGGUAUGAAUAGCGAAGCAGAAACCUCCCAUAUACUUCAGAAACUGCACGGCGAGCGAGUGAUGAAUCUUUAAAUUAAGCUGCUUUGUUUUGUCGGCGCAUGUGUUCGAAUUGUAGCGAAGUUUGCGAAGCGAUUGAAUGGCAAAAUAUUCAUCCACUAAGGUUUGUUUGGCUGUGUGUUUGUGUGUGUGUGUAUGUGUGAUAGUGUUUGUAAGUGAAAAGUAAUCAAAUCGGGAGGAAAAAAUACACCUAAAUGUGAAAGUGAAACACAAAAGUGCAAUCAAAUCAGUAAAGUGCGUUGAAGUAUUCUGGAGGAUGCUUCCCAGCUGCUUCUGCCGGAUGUGCCGGAUCUGCUAGUACAGUGCAGGGCGCACCUUCCCGGUAAUAUAAGUGGAAACCACUCGUGCAACGCCGCGUUUAAUGCAAAACGGUUUCACUUAAUUCGUACUACCACUUCCUCGCCGUGAGUUUGUUCCAUGUUUGCGCUCUCCAAAAAAGGUGCUUCCCCGGAUUAUCGUACCAAUUUGUUCCCGUAGUUAAGGAUAGUGUUGGAAUUUUCGACCAAAACAAGGAAAAGAAAAUAGCUACCUGCAACGUUUCCGACCACUUGCUGUUAUUUCGUCGGCUCUCCCGGCCAGUCGACACCAAUUCAUCGCACAACAUUGAUUCACCGGGUGCGAAGCGCGUAACAGCGUAGAACAGAAUGAAUAACAAGCUGCAUCUGCUGGCCGUACCCUUGCUUAGCCUGCUCGUGGGCUAUGUAGCUAGCCUAGAAGAGGACUGUGUCGACUUCCAGGGAAACUCGGUCGCACACGGUCUACUCUACGUACCUGGACCGGGCGUGUGCAGUUUGUGCGUCUGCUACCACUCUGAGCCGCUAUGGUGCAAAGCAAUCUACUGUGAUCCUCCUUAUUUCUGUAAAAAGUUUCGCGUAGGUGAACGAUGCUGUGAAUUUGAGUGUCUCGAUCCACCCGGAGAGGACGAAAUGUAUCAGAUCAGUUGUGACAAUCUUCUGCGCACCCUGUGCCCAACUUUUCAACUGUCAAACGUCUAGCGAAUCACAACAAAACAUCACCGUGUGGCACAUUCCUGUUCACACAACU
This is a messenger RNA of Anopheles arabiensis, 2530 nucleotides long. Its product is annotated as integral membrane protein DGCR2/IDD-like. The transcript has 5 exons. The coding region runs from base 2131 to 2481 and encodes 116 amino acids. Lineage: Eukaryota; Metazoa; Arthropoda; Insecta; Diptera; Culicidae. Gene Ontology annotation, cellular component: membrane. The record is from RefSeq and is a predicted model, not a curated record.